Molecule: messenger RNA, 798 nt
Organism: Adineta steineri
Lineage: Eukaryota; Metazoa; Rotifera; Eurotatoria; Adinetida; Adinetidae
Source: the annotation of a GenBank genome assembly
AUGUUAUUAUCAUUGCAAGGUGAAUUACAUAAUUUAAAAUGUUUUUCAUUAGUAAGUUAUGAUGUUACUAUGGAUUAUGACGAUUUGGUGGUACCUCUUCUUCGUCGUAUGACGCAUCUCGAAAAGUUAACUUUGUAUCUUCGUAUCCUUCAUCGAAAUGCAUUCGUUGAUGGCACACACCUUCAAAAUGAAAUUCUCGAUUAUAUGCCUCAACUUCAUACAUUCAAAUUUUAUAUUAGUACACAAGAAGAUAUUUAUUCUUCAUUUCCUCAUAAAUCUAAUUCAGAUAUUGAACGAAAAUUUACAAAUAUAAGAUAUGGACAAAUGGCGUCUAUUAUAGAUUCUUUCAGGGGCGGCAAUGCCGCCAUAUGUCAUAUUUAUUCGCUUCCAUUUACCUUCAGCCGUUUGGAAAUGAUUACGACUCAUUUUCCAAUGAUUGUAUUUGAUACGGUGACUUAUUUGUCUGUCUAUGAUAUAAUUCCAAUGGAACAUGAAUUCUUUAUACGUAUUAGUCAAAUAUUUCCAAUACUUAAAUAUUUUUCUAUAGAGAAUAACAGAAGUCUGUCAUUUGAACGUAAUGAAUGGGAAUUUGAUAAGAAUGCAUCUUGUUCAAUUAUUGAAUUUCCUCAUCUUAUAUCACUUGAUGUUAUGUGUGCGAAUAUAGAUUAUAUUGCGCAAUUUCUACUCGAAACAAAGGCACAUUUGCCUUGUCUAACUGAGUUGAAAGUUAAUUAUUAUCAAUUGAAAAAAGUAACAAUGAAUUUUACAAGAGAUACAACACGAAGGAGUUGUUGUUAA